AGCAGUUUGAAUGACGUUGGUGGUGCAACAUACUUCACCUGUAGCUCAGGAUUUACAAUGGUGGGCAGGAGUGCUUCCGUAUGCAACACAUCUGGAUCAUGGUCAGAGCCAGUGCCAAUUUGCCAAGCAAUUAAUUGCCCUGCCAAUCCAACUGCUCCUGUAAAUGGUGUUGUAGCAACUGGUGAUCGAAAGGCAUUCACGACUAGAACAUAUUCCUGUAAUACCGGAUAUCAACUUUCUGGAGCAACAACAACUGUUUGUCAAACAACUGGAACAUGGUCUGCAACACCACCAACGUGCACCCGUGUCUUGUGCAGUAUUCAAGUUGCUCCUUCUAAUGGAGCUAUUGCCAGUUUGUCCUUGGAGAUAUACGGUGCAGCGAUUUUUACCUGCAAUUCGGGAUACAAUGUAGUCGGUUCCAGCGCAUCAGUAUGUCUUCCAAAUGGAGCUUGGUCGAUUACUCCACCAACGUGUCAGCGUGUUCAAUGUCCCUCGAUCCUUGCAUCACCUCUCUUUGGAUCUGUAUUGCCAGGAAGUAAUGAGGUAUUCAAUUCCAGACAAUUUAAAUGUCAUCCUGGUUAUCAACUUGAAGGUAGUUCACACACAAUUUGUCUUUCAACUGGUGCAUGGUCUCAGCCAACACCUAAGUGCAAACGUGUUUUGUGCAGCGGUCAAGUUGCUCCUCUUAAUGGAGCUAUAGCAAGUAUGUCCUUAGAGAUAAAUGGUGCAACAAUCUUCAUUUGCAAUUCAGGAUACAAUGUAUCCGGCAGCAGUGCAUCUGUUUGUCUUCCAAAUGGAACUUGGUCAAGUUCACCACCAAUUUGCCAGCGUAUUACAUGUCCAACGAGUGUUCCAACACCAUCUUUUGGAACUGUAACCACAGGCAUAAAUGAAGUAUUCAGUUCCAGAAAGUGUUUCUUGCAGCAGUCAAGUUGCUCCUAUGAAUGGUUCGAUUGCUACGGCGUCUUUGGAGAUUAA
Sycon ciliatum is the source of this 978-nucleotide messenger RNA. Its product is annotated as E-selectin-like. The transcript has 7 exons. The coding region runs from base 58 to 978 and encodes 306 amino acids. NCBI's taxonomy places the organism in Eukaryota, Metazoa, Porifera, Calcarea, Leucosolenida, Sycettidae. The record is from RefSeq and is a predicted model, not a curated record.